AUUUGGUUAAAAACAAUGAAAGGAGAAAGAAAGGGAAAAAAAGCAGGGUCUGCAAAAGAAUCAGAAAGGACCCACUAUCAGACAGAUUCUCCUCAGAAUGGUAAUGCGUACUGCAGUUCUCAAAGUAAUUUACAUAUAAAGCUUGGCAGUCCAGGGAAAGGUUCAGUGAUACAUUCCCUAGAACAUGACCUUCAAGACAUUAUGGAGACUCUGAACCAGAACAGGUAUAUAUCUUCUGGCUGUAAGGUCAACAGUGACUGUCCAAACUUUUAUUUAUUUAAUUCACACUCAUCAUCUUCCAGUCCAGUUGAUUCAUCCUUAGGAUAUGGUAGUGCAACUACAUCCCCUGCAAAGUUACAGUGUAGUCGACAUUUACUGAAGAAGCAAUCCACUAGUAAUGGCAGUCAUUCAGAAAAAAACUUUUCCACAUACACAUCUGGAUCUUUUUCAAGUAGUGUUCCAUCCUCACCAAGAGCUUUUAAUUUGGCAAGAACAGAUCUUGAUUUCCACCCAAUCAGAGAAAAGGAGCAGUGUCUAGAAACAACAGGCCUGUUACCAUAUUCAAAAUUUAGUCCAAAAAAUAAGUCGUAUGAUAAUGUUUUCUUUUCUGGAAUGUGGGAUGGCAGAAAAGCAAGAAAUAGCAGCCUGUCUUCAUGGAAUGGAGAAGAUAUUGUUACCUCUAACAUUAGACCUGGAACAGCUAGUAUGCCAUCUAGCCCCAGGUCAGCAAGAAAACGAAUCCUUCAGGAAAGUUUGGCUCUUCUUUCAAAUUCUGGAAGAUACAGGGAUGGCUGUGGUGAGGCAACUGUUGGUUCUAGAACAAGGAAAUACUCUGGAGGUUCCUUAGGUCACAUGGGAGUUUACAGUAGAUCACUUCCUCGGUUAUACAAACCAGUAGAGAAUAAUUUAACACCACUAAGUCUACCUCCAAGAAGAUCCUUUGAUAAUUCUAGACAGAUGAAGAACAGAGACAGAGAGGAAAACCAGAAUUAUUAUCUGGAUAAUGUGCUACGAUCUUCCACACCUUUAAGUUCAUCAGCUAUGCCUUUCAAAAAUUCGGUUGUGCUAGAUCUGCACUCUGAUACUAAUGGUAUUUCAAAUAUUCCUGCAAGUCCUCGUGUUGCAAGAAAAAUGGUUUUGACUUCUGGAUCAUAUAUGGAUGAUUUGUAUCAAAAUGGGCUGACAGAAAGUAAUUCCCAAUGCAUCUCUUCUGGAGAUUCUGAACGAACAUUUUCUGUUAACAAAGGUGUUGGUAAUGCUUUCUUGGAAUUUAGUACUGCAGAUAUGGAUGGAAUAAGCUCAUCUCCAAACAUGCAACACCCACCAUUUAGAGAGAGAAAAAAUAGCAUCAGUUCUGUUACAAGUAAUGAUGAUCUGAUGGAUUAUCACAGAAAACAAAGGGAGGAAAGGCUGCGGGAACAAGAAAUGGAGCGAUUAGAACGUCAGCGUUUGGAGACGAUCCUCAGCCUUUGUGCAGAAUAUUCCAAAACUGACAGAGGCCCUGAUAAAACUGCUGUUGCUGACAUACACAUCAUUAAUAAAGAACUAGAAAAACUCCAGUUUUCAAAUGACAAGGUAUUGCUCACAGAUUCUCAGCCUAAUCCGUUUGAUGGAAAACAGAGAGAUCGUUUAAGCUCAUCAUGCAGUGCAUCAGUGGUCCUGGAACUUAAGGGUCUGGACAAUGUUAGCAGAAAAGCUCCUAUUUCUCGUGAAAUGGCUAGAAGUGUUGAUUACCUCUGUGAAAAUAUGAAAACUCAUCAGUUGGUUCCAUCCUCUUCCUCACAUCGAGGUUCUCAUAAGGCACUUAAUACAGUGACAGAUCAACACAUGAAGCAGGACUUAAUUUACAUUGAGGAGGAACGUCUUCAUGUCCUUAGCAAUAUGGAGGAGCUUGAGCAGAAAAUCAAAGAUCUUGACAAUCAAAUGGAAGAAUCCUCAAGAGAGCUGGACAUGGAGUUCGCUCUUCUGGAAGGUGAGCAGGAGUCCGAGAUGUCUCAGCUCCAGAAUGAGAAAGAAGUAGUCGAACAGCUUAACACCAAGAUACAUGACCUGGAGGGAAAUGUUAUUUCUGAAAAGGCCAAGGAAAAAGCAAAGCUUGAUGGUGAGAGGGAAAGACUAGAAAGGUUCCAGGAGAUUUAUUCUGAGCAGAAGACUCAACUUGAUAACUGUCCUGAGUCCAUGAGGGAGCAGUUACAGCAGCAGCUUAAGAGGGAGGUUGAUAAGUUGGAGCUAGAGACAAAACGGUUUGAAGACUUGGAGUUUCAACAUCUAGAGUGUGAAAGCAGACUAGAUGAAGAAAAAGAAAACUUGACAAAACAGCUUCUACAAGAAGUAACAGAGUAUCAGCGCAGCAUUGCUGCAAGGAAGGAAAAGAUUUCAGCCCUAAAACGACAGGCCAGUCAAACUGUGCAGCAGUCUCAGAGGGAGAGGGAACAUUUUCUGAAAGAGAAAAAUAACCUGAUAGUUAUGCUUCAAAGGGAAAAAGAACACUUAAUCAAUUUAGAAAAGCGAUACUCCGAGCUUACAGGAGGAAAAGGUUUUACAAUUAGUCCUAGCAGCCUAAAAGAGGGUUAUGUCACUCUAAAUGAAAUAAAAGAGAUGUAUUGCAAUUCCAAGGGCACUCCCCCUUCCACAGAGCACCUCCCUGAUAGAGAUCCUGUUCCAUUUGGGUCCUCCAACCCAGUUCAGAUGAGCCAGUGCCAUAAUGGAGAGCAAUUCAGAAAUCUAGAAGAAAGAAAGAAACAUAAUAAAGAAGGGAUGUACUUGAGUGAUAGUUUGCCGAGAAAGAAAGUAACUCCAGCCGUCUCCCCUCAUUUCAGUAGUGCCACCAUAGGAUGGAGUGCAACUCAGAAGUCUCAUUUACCUCUGGUGCAAAGCAAUAGCUGUGGCAGUGUUCUUCACCAUCGCCCACUAUCCCUGAGCAAAGACUCGGAAAACCGAAGGGCUCACAAAGGACACAACCUUCAACAGUUGAAUGAAGAUAAAAAACAGAAAUCUCCUUCAUUUUACAAUAGAACAGCCUCAGAAUCCAAUGUCUGUUCAGAGUCUAUCCAUUAUCCUGACAACAGAUAUAAAGAACGUGCUUUUGAUACCUUAAGCCUUGACAGCUCCGAUAGCAUGGAAACCAGUAUAUCUGCCUGCUCGCCUGAUAAUAUUUCCAGUGCCAGUACUUCAAAUGUUGUCAAACUUGAGGAGAUGGAAAGACUUCUGAGGGAAGCACAAGCAGAAAAGGUGCGACUUCUGGAAUCUAGGGAACGAGACAUGGAAACAAAACUACAAGCUCUAGAGAAAGAAAAACGAAGAAGUGAAGACCUGGAGAAGAGACUACAAGAAGAAACGCUUCAUCGGGAAAAACUCAUUGAAAAGGAAGUCAAGCUUCGAGAAAAACAAAGAGCACAGUCUCGGCCCUUAACUAGAUAUUUGCCUGUACGAAGGGAGGACUUUGAUCUUCGAAGUCACAUUGAAUCUGCUGGUCAUAAUGUGGAAACUUGUUACUAUGUCUCACUUUCUGAGAAGACAUGCAGAGGCUUCCUUGUCAAAAUGGGAGGAAAAAUAAAGACAUGGAAAAAGCGGUGGUUUGUUUUUGACAGGAACAAGAGAAGCUUAUCUUAUUAUGCAGACAAACAUGAAACUAAAUUUAAAGGAGUGAUAUAUUUUCAAGCUAUCGAGGAAGUGUACUUUGAUCAUCUGAAGACUGCACACAAGAGUGCCAACCCAUCACUGACAUUUUGUGUGAAGACACAUGAUAGGAUCUACUAUAUGAUUGCACCAAGCCCUGAAGCCAUGAGAAUCUGGAUGGAUGUCAUAGUUACAGGAGCAGAAGGUUACACACAGUUUAUGGUAUAGCAGCUGACUGUGAUGCUUCAGAGUUGCUUCUUUUGUGCCUCUGCCAUUGUCUAAGAGCAGUGACAAAUGAAAAAGUGUACAAUUACAGAAUGCCACAGGAAACAACCAAGUGUGCUUAUUUUUGUGAAAUCACCACAUUUAACAGAUGUCAUUGGCCAUGUGCUUUACUAUUCAACACUGAUUGUUCACCACAAUGCUUUUGUUUUGAAGAAUAAAUUCCAAACCACUCAGUUCUGCAAAAAGCUGCAUUUCACUAAAAACGGGAAAGAAGGAAUGAGCUAUAACCAAAAUGUUUUAUAUGAUUCAAAAGCUGUUCCUAUAACUGAUGCUGCCCAAAGAAACUAUAAACUGCAAUUCUAGGAGUUGCAGCUAAAUGUGUUAGGUUAUAUUGCAUAAUGUUGAAAUUCUACUGGUCAUGAAAUAAUGCUGAAUCAGCUUAGUCAGUGCAUAGUUAAAAUAUGACUACAGACAUUGUUUAUUUUCAGCCUCAACAAGAUUCAGUGUCACUUAGUAAAUGGUUAAAAAUUUUAUUGCACAUUGUGAAUUUCCAGAAAUGGUGUGGCUUGGUCAA
Messenger RNA from Protopterus annectens (West African lungfish), 4417 nucleotides. RefSeq names its product pleckstrin homology like domain family B member 2 (gene PHLDB2). Gene Ontology annotation, biological process: regulation of microtubule cytoskeleton organization. NCBI's taxonomy places the organism in Eukaryota, Metazoa, Chordata, Ceratodontiformes, Protopteridae. The coding region runs from base 16 to 3846 and encodes 1276 amino acids. The transcript is spliced from 18 exons. The record is from RefSeq and is a predicted model, not a curated record. Gene Ontology annotation, cellular component: basal cortex.